AUGCUUCAAAAGGAAAACAUAAAAAAAGUUCGAAUUGCCGUUGAAGGCAAUAUUGGAUGUGGAAAAUCCACAUUCCUUGAGGAAAUUAAUGCAAUUUAUCCGAACAUGGAGAUUUUUCCCGAACCUAUUGAUAAAUGGUCUGAUGUUGGCGGUUUCAAUCUAUUUGAGAACUUCUACGCUAAUCCUCGUAAAUGGUGUACUCCUUUCCGGUCGCAUGUAAUGGCAACGAUCGCUGAUCAGUUGUCCAAACCACAGACCGCCAAAUUUCGAUUGAUAGAACGUUCUAUUCACAGUAAUUUUCACUGUUUUACGGAAGCGAACCACGAUGCGGGGGCUAUUUCGGAUUGUGAUUAUGAAGUUAUUAAAAAAUUUUACGCCUAUUUGUCAAGGUUGCCAAUGUUUAAGCUGGAAUUAAUUAUUUAUCUACGAUCAACACCAGAAAUUUGUGCUGAGCGCAUAAAACGACGUCAACGCAGAGGCGAAGAAGGAAUUAAUAUCGAAUAUCUUCAAAAGCUGCAUGAUUUGCACGAAAAAUGGCUUAUUGGAAGUACCCAGAAUAUAUCAGCUCCUUUGAUGGUAGGAAAAUUCACCUUUAAAUUUCUUGUUUUCGAAGAUUUUCGAUUGUUCCCAAAACAAAGAAGAAGUUAG
Rodentolepis nana is the source of this 648-nucleotide messenger RNA. NCBI's taxonomy places the organism in Eukaryota, Metazoa, Platyhelminthes, Cestoda, Cyclophyllidea, Hymenolepididae. The record is from the annotation of a GenBank genome assembly.